Messenger RNA from Sparassis crispa, 1644 nucleotides. Its product is annotated as PAH-inducible cytochrome P450 monooxygenase PC-PAH 1. The coding region runs from base 1 to 1644 and encodes 547 amino acids. The transcript has 16 exons. Gene Ontology annotation, molecular function: heme binding; iron ion binding; oxidoreductase activity, acting on paired donors, with incorporation or reduction of molecular oxygen. The record is from RefSeq and is a predicted model, not a curated record. Lineage: Eukaryota; Fungi; Basidiomycota; Agaricomycetes; Polyporales; Sparassidaceae.
AUGUCCAACACCCUUAUACUCUACGGCGCCAUAAGCGCUGCACUGAUUGCUUUUGCUGUCUACAGAUUCACGACCCACCGUUCGCUGAAGUACAUCAGAGGUCCCCCUUCAUCGAGCUUUAUCUUUGGAAAUAGCGUCAUUUCUAGUCACCAGCAAGAAGUGGGCGACCUCGAGUUCCAGUAUGUGAAAGAGUAUGGAACGGUCUGGCGCCAGGCCGGUUGCUGGGGGAGGGAUAGCCUAGUCGUUGCAGAUCCAAAAGCGAUCCAACACAUCACGUAUAAGGCGGGAUACAACUACCCGAAGUCGCUGAUCUCGCGAUACAUCUCGAGGCAAGUCGCCGGAGACGGUAUCUUGAUCGCAGAUAGUCAGGAUCAUCCGCGACACCGCAAGAUCAUGAACCCGGCUUUCACAGCUGGUCAGCUGCGGACAUUUAUGCCUUUAUUCCGUCGACUCUCCACUAAGUUUACGCAGAAAUGGAAGGAUGUUCUGCGCUCUGCUACCACCGAAACGGAGCAGGUCCUGAACGUUCACGCCUGGCUGGCUAGAUUGACGCUGGACAUUAUCGGGGAAGCGGCGUUUGACUACCAAUGCGGCGCACUCGACGACGAGGAGAGUGAGGUGAUGGAUGCGUACAAGAACAUGUUUGCUGAUUCGCUGCUCUAUCCAACCAAGCCAACGAUCCUGUUCCGCUCCAUCUGGAAGUACAUCCCGGAGCACCUCCUCCGCCUCAUCAACUAUAUCCCCACGCGCGAGUACUCGCGGUUCCGUCGGUCGCUUACCACUAUCAAUUGGUUCGCAAAGCAGGUCAUUGACGAGAAGACAGAGGCGUGCCUUGCGGGCAAGGCGGAGAACAAGAAGGAUAUCAUGAGCAUUCUCGUGAAAGCGAAUGCGUCGGAAGAUUCGAGGACUCGGCUGAAGGAAUCUGAAAUGCCCGCCCAGAUGGCCACUUUCCUCCUUGCUGGGCACGAAACGACAUCGUCCACUCUCACCUGGCUACUCUGGGAACUCGCCAAGAACAUGGACUACCAGCGGAAAAUGCGAGAUGAGAUUACUGCCGUUCGCGCGCGAAUGACUGCCCGAGGAGACUCCGACUUCUCCAUCGUCGACCUGGACUCGAUGACAUACGUGCUCGCGGCUAUGAAGGAGACGCUCCGUUACCACCCGAUCGUUUAUUCACUUGUGCGCGAGGCAGCCCGCGACGAUGUGAUUCCACUCUCGAUGCCUAUCACGUCAGUGGAUGGAGAGGUAAUUUCUCACAUUCCCGUCAGUAAGGGCCAGGAAGUGGCGUUCUCCAUCGCGGUGUACAACCGGUUGCCUGAAGUGUGGGGCGCGGACGCAGACAAGUGGAACCCCGACCGCUUCUUGGAGAUAGACCAGUCCAAACAGACUACGGUGGGCGUGUGGUCGAACUUAAUGUCAUUCAGUGCCGGAGUCCGAGGGUGCAUCGGGUGGCGUUUCUCGAUUUUGGAGAUGCAAACCAUACUUGUCGAGCUACUCGAGAACUUUAAGUUCUCCAUUCCCUCCUACAAGCCAGACAUUCAACGCAUCCCCUCAGGGCUGAUGGCGCCGAUGGUCCGCGAUAAGAUGCACCUUGGGACGCAGAUGCCUUUGCGCGUGGUUGUUCUUCAUCCUGAGGAUGAGUAG